Molecule: messenger RNA, 687 nt
Organism: Trichogramma pretiosum
Lineage: Eukaryota; Metazoa; Arthropoda; Insecta; Hymenoptera; Trichogrammatidae
Exons: 4
Coding region: 73-645 (190 amino acids)
Source: RefSeq, a predicted model, not a curated record
GCGAGUGACUUCUCUCUCGGAUAACUGCGCGGACAAAUAAUCCUUUCUUCUCUUCGAUUAAAGUGUAUCAAAAUGGAAAAGAUUUUACUGUUUCUGCUAUUGACAAGUGUCGCGUUGUCGCACUCGCUGCAAGGCUUCAAAAUUCGCUUUACGGCAAGAAGUGCCAAAAGUGAUUUAUUUAUUUCGCUUCGCGCUAACAAAACAAUGACCUUUAUCGAUGAAUGUAACAAAAAAAUAAGAAAACCCUACGGAAUACUCGAGCAAUCGUACAAGCGCGGCACGACAAAACUCGGCGAAAAAUGUACGUGGAAACUUCACGCGCAACCAAAUCACGUUGUAAACGUUAUUUCGGUUCUGUUUGCCAUGGAGGAUGAAAUAAAUCCGAGCAACACCACCGAUGACUACAGGACAACCAGUAUUUCCCUUUAUGACGGCACCCAGGCCAAGGAAAAUAAAUUGUUAACGCGAUACUACGUUUCUUUGCAAGAAAAAGUUGGACAUUUUGUUAAGAGCAUGUCUUCUGGACGUGACAUGGUGGUGGAAAUUAAGUAUCACGACAAUAAAGAUUUCGAGAUGCAAAAGAUAAUAGUUAAUUACGAAUUUCUCGAUCUCAAUGAAAUUAAGCGUAUUACCGGAAUAGAAUAAGCUGUUAUUUGUUCAACUCUUUAUGCAUAUAGAUCAAAGAGA